AUGUCUAGUGCAACGCAGGUUUCUACUUCUCUUAAUGGUCCAGUGAGGGAUGUCGAUUGGUACCGCCAGCUUUGGUGGAAAACCGGUAACAUACAUCCCAAAGCAAAGUGGGAAGAAGCAACCUAUAGAUGUGAAGCUGAAGCAGAUUAUCGAGGAGAAUGGAGAAAAAGAAAAAGGUAUUUUUACAAAGAUGUUUCGCAAUCUCCAGUAAAUUCCAACGAUACUCCUGAUGCUCCAUCAUCUGAUAUAACUAACAACACUUUAAAUUCUGAUGUUUGCCGAGAGACGAAGACUCAAUGCACCACAUCACCAAUUCGCGCAAAGACUAAAUCAUCGGAAGACUCACGGAAUGAGGAAGCUAUCGCAUCUAAGGUGAUAGAUGAUUUCCCGGAUGAGGAGCAUAAGAAAAGGGUGGUUAGUGAUGAGAUCAGGCAGAGAGAGCACGAGGAGAAGCUUCAAGAAGAGUCAAAGACUUGUCGCAAAACAUCCUCAGCUAUUCACUACCU
This is a messenger RNA of Acaulospora morrowiae, 506 nucleotides long. NCBI's taxonomy places the organism in Eukaryota, Fungi, Glomeromycota, Glomeromycetes, Diversisporales, Acaulosporaceae. The record is from the annotation of a GenBank genome assembly.